Cavenderia fasciculata is the source of this 1353-nucleotide messenger RNA. RefSeq lists its product as uncharacterized. NCBI's taxonomy places the organism in Eukaryota, Evosea, Eumycetozoa, Acytosteliales, Cavenderiaceae. The coding region runs from base 1 to 1353 and encodes 450 amino acids. The record is from RefSeq and is a predicted model, not a curated record. The transcript has a single exon.
AUGAAAUAUGAACCAACAAAUAGAGUCAUUUUGGAUAAAAUCAAGGUAUUUUUAAACAAAACCUUGAAUCAAAAUAAUAAUAAUAAUAAUAAUAAUAAUAAUAAUAAUAGUAAAAAGAAUGAAAAUGAUAGUAGUAACCUUGAAUCAUCAAACCAUGGUGGUGGUAUGAUGAUAACAAAGAAAUAUGAUUGGAGCUUUACUGAAAAAGCAUUGGCAAGGAGGUCUGCAUCUGAAAACAUCGAUAAAUAUUCACAUAAUCAAGAACCCUAUUCUUCACCAACUACCACUCUUUUCAAUAAUAAUAGUAGUAAUAAUAACACUCCCUCUUUACUAGUAUCAUCCAAUUCUUCAUCAACCACCACCACUACUAGUACUGCCAAUAGUCCAUCAACAACAUCAACACAAUCUUCACCAACCUCUGCCUCUAAUAAUGACCAUACUAUUGAUAAUAUGACAAUUAAAAGUCAAAGUAUAUGUAGUAGUAGAAGUAUAAGUGUAUACUCUAGUUUUGGUAGUCUAAUGUUUGAAUCGUCGACAACAACAGCAACUAAUGGUAAUAAGGAAAAAAAAUUAAAAAAGAGUCGGUCUGUUUGUGAUGUUAAACCACAACAACAACAACAACAAGAAGAAACAAUGGUCCAAAAGAUUAAAACUGAUGAAGAAUAUUAUAAAGAAUAUCAAGAUCAAUAUUAUCAAUAUAUAAUAUUAAAACAACAACAAUUAAAUCAAGCUAAAUUAUUAGAACAACAACAACAACAACAACAAAUAGAACAACAACAACAACAACAAUAUAAAUUAAAUGAAGAAUGGUUUAGAGAUCCAGAAGAUUGGGAAAUUAAUUUAAAAUAUUUAUAUAAAUGGAAAUGGAGAGAAGAAAUGAAAAUUCAUUUUAAAAGAUAUAGAAAAUUAAGGUCUACAAUUAAUCCUACUCUUUUUAAUCAAGAACAAAAGGAAAUCAAUCAAGAAGAGGAUGAAGAAAUCCAUUUUCCAUUACCACAUGACCCAGAAUAUUUGGAUCAAUUACUUGUCAAUUUGGAUCAAAUCAUUUUAGAAAAUCAAGUAUUGGAAUCUUUAUCGGAUCAUUUUGAUAUUGAUUUUGAUGACAAUUAUGAAACUUUAAAUCAAAUCGAUCAUAUUUUAAAUACUAGCAGUAAUAGUUUAUCUUUUGUAAAUAAUAUCAAUGUUUCUUAUUUUAAUGACAUUGACAGCAAUAAUAAUAAUAAUCAAAAUUCACAAAUUCAAUUUGACAUUAAAGAUUUAAUAGAAUUACGCGAAUCUUUAGAUGAUUCCUUAACAUUGGAUGUUCCAUUUAUUAAAAGAUGGGAUUCUAAUAUGCCAAUACUUUCCGAUUAA